AUGUUCAAUUCACGUCGUAAAAUAUUAUGUGAAGAUCCUAGAAAUAGUGGGAAACAAUGUGUUGCAAUAGAAGAUCAUAAGAAUGGACAAUAUUAUUGUAAAUACUGUCAAAGAGUUUUAGAUAAAGUUUUAGAUGAAGGCCAAGAAUGGAGAAGUUUUGAUGGGAAUGAUGAGCGUUGUAGAGUUACAUUUUCUGGAACAUUACAAGAUACCUCAACAAUGCUUAAAGGUUGUACUGCUUCAUCUCAACAAAUUAAUGCACAAAAUAUGAAAGUAACUGGAUAUCGAAGAGACUUUAUUGAUUCAUUUAAAAAACUUCAACUUGAUAAUAGUCAAGUUGAACAUGCAAUGAAAGUAUUACAAGAAUUAAUGACAGAACAUGCAAAUGAAUUUAAAGGAAGAAUGAAAAAGAAAAAUGUUGAAGGAAUUGUAUUAAUGGUAUGUCAGGAAGAAGGUGUUCAUAUGACAUUAAGAGAUAUUGUCACUCAACUAGGAUGGGAGAUGAAAAGUGCUACCAAAAGUUAUAAACAAUUAAGAAUGUUAUUAGGUAAGAAAAGCACUAACAAUCUUGAGUCUUUCAUUUCUAAAUACACUAAUGCAGUUGGUGUUGGUAAAUAUACUUAUAAAUGUCAAGUCAUUGCUGAAGAUGCUCAAAAAUUCCUUGAAGGAAAAAAACCAAAUACUGUUGCUGCUGUUGUAAUUUGUUUUGUGUGUGAAACUGAAAAAUGUUUAACACAAGAAUUAGAACUAAGAAUCGCAGCUGCUUGUGAUGUCUCUGUUCAAAAUAUGAAACAAGUCUAUAAAUUGAUGCUAGAAAAGAAAGAACUCUUUGAAUCAAUUUUAGAAAAGGCAUGA
Messenger RNA from Entamoeba dispar SAW760, 855 nucleotides. RefSeq lists its product as uncharacterized. Gene Ontology annotation, biological process: transcription preinitiation complex assembly; transcription initiation at RNA polymerase II promoter. Bases 1 to 855 code for a protein of 284 amino acids. The record is from RefSeq and is a predicted model, not a curated record. Gene Ontology annotation, cellular component: nucleus; transcription preinitiation complex. The transcript has a single exon. Gene Ontology annotation, molecular function: TBP-class protein binding; RNA polymerase II general transcription initiation factor activity. NCBI's taxonomy places the organism in Eukaryota, Evosea, Mastigamoebida, Endamoebidae.